Messenger RNA from Penicillium griseofulvum, 786 nucleotides. Its product is annotated as Guanylate kinase/L-type calcium channel. The transcript is spliced from 4 exons. Gene Ontology annotation, cellular component: cytosol. Bases 1 to 786 code for a protein of 261 amino acids. The record is from RefSeq and is a predicted model, not a curated record. Gene Ontology annotation, molecular function: GMP kinase activity. Lineage: Eukaryota; Fungi; Ascomycota; Eurotiomycetes; Eurotiales; Aspergillaceae.
AUGCCUUCUCGCUCUGAGCUCACCCCAGCUAUCAGAGAGAGGAUUUGCGAGCUCCAUUCCGCCGCUAAAUGGGGUUAUAAGCGUAUCCAUCGGAGAUAUCCAAAUGUUUCUCUCUCUACGAUUCGCUAUACCAUCAAAAAAGAACACGAAAGGCACGAUGGCGUCUCAAAACCUCGCUCUGGGAGACCAAAGAAACCCAAGGACGCCAAUAAAGUGAAGGAUGCCGAUAAAGUACAGGAUGCGGAUCAAGUACAGGACGCCGAUAAAGUGAAGGAUGCCGAAAGAGCGCAGGAUACCGAUAAAGUACAGGAUUGUGAUAAGGUACACGACGCCAAUAAAUUGGGAGCGACAACUGAGAUUGAUAUUUGUCGAACCCAGAUUUGUGUCAUGGUUUUCACUGGAUGGUGGUCGUUUAAGCAUGGUCUCGUCAUCUCAAGAUCUCUGACGUAUCGUCAUCUCCGGACCUUCAGCUGUCGGCAAAGGGACAUUGAACGCAAAGGAUUAGUUGUGGUGCUCUAUAUCGAAAUGGAGGGUGUGAAGCAGAUGAAGGCAAACCCCAGCAUAGAUGCGUGGUGCGUUUUUAUCAAACCACCUAGCUUUGAAGCUCUCGAGGCGCGCCUUAGAGGCCGGGGAACCGAGAAGGAGGAGGACAUCCAAAGGAGACUUGCACGGGCUAAAGUGGAAUUUGAAUAUGCCAACUCUCAGACGAAUGAUAAGAUCAUUGUCAACGACAAUGUUAAAACGGCGUACCGGGAGCUUGACAACUUCGUAUUUGGGCCAGCAUGA